Molecule: messenger RNA, 3505 nt
Organism: Camelina sativa (false flax)
Lineage: Eukaryota; Viridiplantae; Streptophyta; Magnoliopsida; Brassicales; Brassicaceae
Product: flowering time control protein FCA
Molecular function (GO): protein binding; RNA binding
Source: RefSeq, a predicted model, not a curated record
UCUUUACACUUUCGGACCAAAAUUUUAAAAAAUUUGAUAUUGGAAACUGGAAUUCUCUCAGCUUCGAUAUUCGUCUUUUUUUAUUUCAUUCAGAUCCCAAAUUCUAGGGCUCCAAAGUCCUUUGAUUGAUUCGCCUGGAUUUGCAAUUUUUUCUAAAUUCCCCUAAAUUCGUCAAGCUGGAUAGGCACCGAAGGGAUCGUCACGAGAGUGGCGGCUACGAUGAUUCCUACCAUAACCACCGAUCUCAUCCACCAGAUUCACGCUUCAAAGAGGAUGAUGAUGACUUUAGUCGACGUCGUCGUCGUCGUGGAGGCAGCUCUAGCAAUUAUCGAAUUGGAACCGGGGGUAGAGGUGGAGGUGGAGGUCGACGCUGGGAAGGUGACAGCCCUACGGAUUUUGAUGGUCCCGGAGAUGGAGGUUUCCGUCAGAUGAAUGGUCCUUCUGAUAGAGUAGAUUUUAAGCAGCCCAUGGGUCCUCCUCCUCGCCAUGGUGGUGGUAGUUUCCGUCCUAUGGGUUUUGGUGGUUUUCGUCCCAUGGGUCCUAACGGUCGCGUAGGAGGACAAGGGACGCGGUCAAUCGUUGGAGCUGGUGUUGGCAGAGGUGGAUUUCGGUCUAGCGGGCCUGUGAAGUUCCCGCCUUCAGAGAGUCCUGACGGAAGGAGAUUUAUAGGUAAAUCAAUGGAGUCUGAUUAUUCUGUUAGACCGACUACACCGCCGGUUCAACAACCUCUUUCGGGUCAGAAAAGAGGGUAUCCUAUCUCAGAGCAUGGCAGCUUUACUGGAACUGACGUUUCUGAUCGUAGCAGCAGUGUAGUCAAGCUUUUUGUUGGCUCUGUACCAAGGACAGCUAUAGAAGAAGAAGUCCGUCCCUAUUUCGAACUACAUGGAGAUGUUCUGGAGGUUGCCCUGAUCAAGGACAAGAAAACUGGACACCAGCAAGGCUGUUGUUUUGUAAAAUAUGCAACGUCUAAAGAUGCGGAUAAAGCCAUUAGAGCACUGCACAAUCAAAUCACUCUUCCAGGGGGAACUGGUCCUGUUCAAGUUCGAUAUGCUGAUGGGGAGAAAGAACGCGUUGGUGCGCUAGAGUUUAAGCUUUUCGUUGGUUCACUAAACAAGCAAGCCACUGAAAAAGAAGUUGAGGAGAUCUUCUUACAGUUUGGUCGCGUGGAAGAUGUCUAUCUCAUGCGUGAUGAAUAUAGACAGAGUCGUGGAUGUGGAUUUGUGAAAUAUUUAAGCAAAGAGACGGCGAUGGCAGCUAUUGAUGGUCUCAAUGGAAUUUAUACCAUGAGAGGUUGCAAUCAGCCACUAAUUGUUCGGUUUGCUGAUCCAAAGAGGCCUAAACCUGGCGAGUCAAGGGACAUGGCACCCCCUGUUGGACUUGGUUCAGGGCCUCGAUUUCAAGCGUCAGGACCAAGGCCUACCUCUAACCUUGGUGACCUUAGUGGGGACGUAAGCCACACAAAUCCUUGGCAUCCGCCGAAUUCACCAAAAAUUGUCCCUCGUAGUAACACUGGGAACCGUGGUAUCGGAAGUGACUUUUCCCCUAGACCAUGUCAAGCAUCGUUGCCUUCAAAUCAGGGUGGUCCAUUGGGUGAUUACGGUGUUCCUCCCCUUAAUCCUCUUCCAGUCUCUGGAGUUUCAUCUUCUGCCACAUUGCAGCAGCAAAAACGGGCAGCUGGUCAGCAAAUAUCACCAUUACAAAAACCUCUUCACGGUCCACAUAAUCUCCCCCUCCGUCCACAAACUAAUUUCCGUGGGGGCCAGGCACCCUUGCAGAAUCCUUAUGGUUUUAGCAACCAGUUGCCUACCUCUCAGCUGCCGCCACAGAAAAAUGUCACUCGUGCAACUGCUCCUCAAACUCCAUUGAACAUUAAUCUACGACCAACAGCUUUGUCCACUGCAACUGCUCAAUUUCCCCCUCGUUCCCGGCAGCAACCGCUACAAAAGAUGCAAAAUCCUCCUUCUGAGCUAGCUCAGCUCUUGUCACAGCAAACUCAGAGUCUACAAGCAACAUUCCAAUCAUCUCAGCAAGCAAUUUCUCAGCUGCAGCAGCAGGUGCAGUCCAUGCAGCAACCAAACCAAAAUUUACCACUCUCACAGAGUAGCCAAGCUGGUAAACAUCAGUGGGCUGGAUCUGCCAUUCCAACAGUUGUUAGUACCACUGCUUCGACACCAAUUAGCUAUGUGCAAACAGCUGUACCUGCAGCAAAUCAGAGCGUGGUUUCUGUCAAAUGUAACUGGACCGAGCAUACCUCGCCUGAUGGAUAUAAAUAUUAUUACAACGGUGUAACGGGUGAAAGCAAGUGGGAAAAACCUGAGGAAAUGGUAGUGUUCGAACGAGAGCAACAAGAACAGCAACAGCAUCAACCGAAGCCAACUAUACAGCAGCCCCAGACCCAAUUACAGCCGAUGCAGCAACAACCACAACAAGUUCACCAACAAUAUCAGGGCCAGCAACAAGAACAGCAACAACAUCAACAGAAGCCAACUAUACAGCAGGCCAAGACCCUAUUACAGCCGAUGCAGCAACAACCACAACAAGUUCACCAACAAUAUCAGGGCCAGCAACAAGAACAGCAACAACAUCAACAGAAGCCAACUAUACAGCAGGCCAAGACCCUAUUACAGCCGAUGCAGCAACAACCACAACAAGUUCACCAACAAUAUCAGGGCCAGCAACAAGAACAGCAACAACAUCAACAGAAGCCAACUAUACAGCAGGCCAAGACCCUAUUACAGCCGAUGCAGCAACAACCACAACAAGUUCACCAACAAUAUCAGGGCCAGCAACAAGAACAGCAACAACAUCAACAGAAGCCAACUAUACAGCAGGCCAAGACCCUAUUACAGCCGAUGCAGCAACAACCACAACAAGUUCACCAACAAUAUCAGGGCCAGCAAUUACAGCAGCCGUUUUAUUCUUCACUGGUGCAGUAUCCAACUCCAGGAGUCAACCAUAUUGCUCAGUAUCCAUCAUUGCCAGUUGGUCAAAAUAGCCAGUUUCCGAUGUCAGCAAUUGGUCAAAAUACUCAGGAACAUGGUCGGACACAUAUACCCAUGGGAGCUGCUUCAGUGAAUGAUCUCUCAAGAACUCAACAGAGCCGUCAAUCUCCCCAAGAACUCAUAUGGAAAAAUAAAGCUUGAGGUACAUGAAACGAGGAGCUAAAAUAUCUCAGUAACUAGAUAGAAAAAACUUCUGGAACUAAUUAGUCAAGCAGAGGAAAAACAGCAAUGACAGUGGUCUUAGUAUAUGUAUUUCUAAGUUAACCCCUUCAGGUAUUAUAUAGAUAGGUGAUUCGACGACCAUCUGCAUUCUAUCUUUUCUCUAAUCAGAUAUUUUCUUCUUUUACAUUUCAAGAGUUGCCAAACAAUGGCUGUUGUAACAUAGCUAUUGCAAGUCAUGUCUCAUGUUAUGAUAGUAUUAGUUACUUAGCUGGGUAAACCAAACUUUGAUCCAGUUAGGGGUCAUAUAAUUAUAUAAAUAUAAAUAUGUACAUUCGUUAUCA